GUGCUCGAAAUAAUGAAAUUAGCAUGGGUUUGUGUCUGUAUUCAGUCGUAUGUAGGCGGGUAACCUUAUUAUGGUCUCCCUUUAAUGAGGUUUCCGGUUAAAAAGUUAAAUAAAAUUAGGGAGAAAAAUAGUAAUCUUAUCACAGUUACCAUUUUUAGUAGGCACUGCAUGACGCAUGCAGUGAAUUAAUUAGAAAUAGCUGAUUGGCUGAUUGGAAUUGAUUCACGUGUAACCAUUUAUGAAUAAUUGAUUUUUAACAUAAUUUCUACAAUUAUUCAGCACAGUAGAUCGACGGCAAUAUGGUGGCUAUACCCUAUUUGUUUAAUGAAAUCGAGCGUAUUUUCCAAAAUACUCCUCUUUAUGUGAUUGUUUUGGAGGGUUUCCUCUUACUCUCGGUUAUAUGGUUGUUAUUCGUCAAACGGAAUGGACGCGGCAAACGCUUUAGUAGAGAGGAGGAAGAAGCGAUAAUUGCCAAUUAUGAGCCAGAACCACUUGUUGCUAACACCAAUCCAAAUCAUCCGCUUUUGAAAACGCAUUUAGUGCAAUCGAAAGUUGGGAAACGAGUUGUGGUCGAUGGUAAUGAUUGUCUAAAUUUGGCAACACACAACUACUUGGGCUUAUUGGAGGAUAAGAAAAUAUUAGAAGAUGCUUGCAAUACUCUGAAAAAAUACGGUGUAGGCUCUUGUGGACCGCGUGGCUUUUAUGGCACAAUGGAUGUGCAUUUGGAUUUGGAAGAUCGUCUCGCCAAAUUUAUGGGUAUGGAAGAGUCCGUUGUUUAUUCAUAUGGUUUCUCAACCAUAGCAAGCGCCAUACCGGCAUAUGCUAAGCGUGGUGAUGUCGUAUUUGCUGAUGAAAUGGUCAAUUUUUCAAUACAAAAAGGUUUAGAUGCAUCGCGGAGUACAAUUUAUUAUUACAAACAUAAUGACAUGGCUGAUUUGGAGCGUUUGCUUAUUGAACAACAAGCGCGUGACGCAAAGAACCCCAAAAAGGCCGCGAAGACACGUCGUUUUCUUGUUGCCGAGGGCAUUUACAUAAAUACCGGCGAGAUAUGUCCACUACCCGCGCUUGUGGCUUUGCGUGCUAAGUACAAGUUGCGUCUAUUCUUGGAUGAAAGCAUUUCUUUUGGCACGCUUGGCAAAACUGGUCAUGGCCUAACCGAACAUUUUAAUGUCGAACUCAUUGAGGUCGAUCUCAUCAUGGCCGGCAUGGAAAAUUCUUUGGCUACAAUUGGCGGCUUCUGUGUUGGUUCACACUUCAUUGUCGAACAUCAGCGUUUGUCUGGCCUGGGUUAUUGUUUCUCUGCAUCACUACCGCCACUACUAACACAAGCGGCUAUCUCCGCAUUGGAUCGUUUUGAAAGUGAACCGCAAAUGUUUGCAGAAUUACAGCAAAUAGCGCGUAAAGUGCAGGAAGUUUUUGGCAAAUUCUCAAAAUUGACACUGCGUGCGAACGAGCUUUCGCCAGUUAAACAUUUGUACAUUGCCGAACAGCGUGCUAAUGCCGAGGAGGAGUGUGAAUUGCUCACUAAAAUUGCCAAUAAGUGCAUUGCUGCUGGUGUUGCCGUCAUUGAGGCGCGUUAUCUGAAUAAUUUGGAAAAGCAUCCGAUACGUCAGAGUAUGCGUGUUACUGUGAAUCGCUUACUCACCGAUGCUGAUAUCAAGCAUGCUUACGAUGUUAUCGAAAGGGUGUCCAAAGAAGUGCUGUAAGCUGAAAGAAAAAAAUCAACAGCGAACAUGAUGAAGCGUUUGAUAAGCGAACAACACAUACAGUCAACUGUAUAAUUAUGAUAAUAUUUAUCUAAGCUUUUUAAGUGUAUACAUACACGUAUGUAGGUUACAUAGCACCCAGUGCAAAGGGGCGUGUUGAAAUUAAAUAACAGUAAUAUUAUACACAAACUCGCAUUUUAGGAAAUAAGUUUAAAUUAAAAAUUACUUUUUAAGUGAAAUAUAACUAUUACUGAAAGCUUCGCAUUCCAUGCCAAAAGUUUGCUAAACCAUAUUUUUCCUCUAUAAUUUAUCAGUCACUUAUAUAUGUCUGUAAACCAAAGUUAAAACGCUGAAGGUAUUAAAAUUUAAUAUGUAUGUAAGCUUAUAGUUUAACUAUAAUCAAUUUUUAUAAAUGUUGGCGUUCUAGAGAAUUUCUUAUGGUCCGUUUUUAGCCUAAGAAAGUGUAUGUUUAAAGUGAAUGAAAUGUAAAUUAUCAAAAUUCUUCUACCAACGCCUUAAUAAAGUUUAAAUUAAAUACUAA
This is a messenger RNA of Ceratitis capitata (Mediterranean fruit fly), 2247 nucleotides long. RefSeq names its product serine palmitoyltransferase 1 (gene Spt-I). Gene Ontology annotation, biological process: ceramide biosynthetic process; sphingosine biosynthetic process. NCBI's taxonomy places the organism in Eukaryota, Metazoa, Arthropoda, Insecta, Diptera, Tephritidae. Bases 300 to 1706 code for a protein of 468 amino acids. The transcript has 6 exons. The record is from RefSeq and is a predicted model, not a curated record. Gene Ontology annotation, cellular component: endoplasmic reticulum. Gene Ontology annotation, molecular function: serine C-palmitoyltransferase activity; pyridoxal phosphate binding.